Molecule: messenger RNA, 1239 nt
Organism: Rhodamnia argentea
Lineage: Eukaryota; Viridiplantae; Streptophyta; Magnoliopsida; Myrtales; Myrtaceae
Product: deSI-like protein At4g17486
Exons: 4
Coding region: 315-1064 (249 amino acids)
Biological process (GO): protein deubiquitination
Molecular function (GO): deubiquitinase activity
Source: RefSeq, a predicted model, not a curated record
AAACGGUUUGGACUUUGGGGAGGGGUUUUUUGAAACUCCGAGAAAAAUCAAAAUUGAACAGCUAAAAAAGUCAGGCUUGCUUCCUCUCUCCUUUCGAAUUUGAGGAUUUCGAGGUGCAGAGUUCGCGUUUUCUGGAUUCAAAAAUCUCUCGAAGCGAAGUGAAUCGAUCGCGGUUUUGAGGUUCUGAUCUCGAAUCCUCGGAUUUGCUUCGAGCGGGGGGAAAGAGGCGCGAUUCGGAAUCUUCCACGGAGUAUUGCGGAAUUCGCUGACGGGGGAGGAGCGAGCGUUCAGGGUUUGGCAAUUCUUCCCCGAAGAUGACGGAGGUGAUACUGCACAUAUACGAUGUGACGAAUAGUGGAUCGGAGAAGACGAACAACACUAUCAUGCAGAUCAAUAAGAUCUUCAAGGAUACUAUGGGGAUCGGUGGCAUAUUUCAUAGUGCUGUUCAGGUUUAUGGAGAUGAUGAAUGGUCUUUUGGAUUUUGUGAACAAGGAACUGGAGUUUUUAGUUGUCCUUCUGGAAAAAAUCCAAUGUAUACGUAUCGUGAGCACAUUAUUCUCGGAAGCACCGACUUUUCAAUCUUCAAGGUAAACCAGAUUUUGAGAGAACUUAGUAGAGAGUGGCCUGGGCAUACAUAUGACUUGUUAUCGAGAAACUGCAACCACUUCUGCGAUGAGUUCUGUGAGAGGCUUGGUGUGCCAAAGCUUCCAGGCUGGGUUAAUCGGUUUGCCCAUGCUGGUGAUACUGCCGUGGAUGUAGCAGAAACUACAGCAUUGCGAUUUAGACAAGCCAAGACAGAGAUUGUCUCUGCUAGCAAAGUGGCAUACCGUUUCCUGUUGAGUGCUGCAUCUAGUUCUCCAGCUGCCCUUGAUACCUCAAGCAAUUCAGGCAGAGGAACACCCCGAUUUCAGGGUACGUGGUUUAAGAAUCUCAUUACCUCUGGUGCCAAACCAUCUAGUAGUGGCUCAGCUGCAGAUAAACAAGAGGGCAAGGAUGUGUUGAGGACACGUAGUGAAGAAGAUGAGGAAGUACCACUGAGGCAAAACAAUAGGACUGAUAGCUAGACCUCUAGACUUUGCAAGAAUGCUCGGUGUGUGUAUCAGUAGUAGAUGAGAUUGUUGAAUAGCAAUUGACUGACUGGUCAUUCGUUGUGUAUUAAAUGUUUGAUUUCUUUUCGAUUCAAAAAUUUGUUUAAAAAUUCUCCCCAGUGGUUAAUAGGGGAUUCAGCAUUAUGGUCAA